This is a messenger RNA of Stomoxys calcitrans (stable fly), 1213 nucleotides long. It is a transcript of the gene rho-7, whose product is annotated as presenilins-associated rhomboid-like protein, mitochondrial. Gene Ontology annotation, molecular function: serine-type endopeptidase activity. NCBI's taxonomy places the organism in Eukaryota, Metazoa, Arthropoda, Insecta, Diptera, Muscidae. The record is from RefSeq and is a predicted model, not a curated record. The transcript has 5 exons. Gene Ontology annotation, cellular component: membrane. Bases 84 to 1106 code for a protein of 340 amino acids.
CAGCUGAUUGGCAAUAUUCGAAGAAAUUAAUAAAUUGCGAAAAAUUGUUUUUAGAUAUUGUCUUAUAAGCUCAACACAAAAAUAUGCUAUUACGACGCCUAGGCACUUGUGCUUGGCAGGCGCACACUAGGGAUUCAACGUUAUUGCAUCAUGUCAAGAGUAGUCCAUUAAAUUGUGGCAGCUUUCUCAGAUCAAUCCGGAGCACUGCCCGUUGCAAAAAUUCAUCUAGACCUGCCCUACAGCCUUUAGUUGAAACGGGUGGUCCAGUGCCUUCAGGCAAUGUUUUCAAAGCUCUUAUAUUUACGGGUGCGUUCAGCUUGGGUUCUUUUGCUGGCGCUACCAUUAUGGAAUAUGAGAACACCCGCAAUAUGAUGUUAGAAAAGGCAAGGCAGGCGAAACUAGGUUGGAUACGAAAAAAACCAGACGAAGAUUCAUGGGAGAACAUUAAACGUGAUAUUAAACGUUUGUGGGAAAGAUUGUCUCCGGGCGAAAAAGUAUUUGUACCUAUAUGUGCUGCCAAUGUUUUGGUGUUCGGUUUGUGGCGCAUUCCUUCAUUGAGAAUGCCUAUGAUGAAGUACUUUUGCUCGAACCCAGCUGCAAGAGCAGUUUGUUGGCCUAUGUUCCUAUCGACAUUUAGUCAUUAUUCGGCUUUUCAUUUAUUCGCAAAUAUGUACGUCUUACAUAGCUUUUCGAAUUUGGCCGUUUUGUCUUUGGGCAAGGAACAAUUUUUGGCUGUAUAUUUGACAGCAGGAGUGGUUGCAAGUCUUACCAGUAUUUUAUACAAAGCAUUGACUGUGCAAGCGGGACUGUCCAUUGGAGCGUCUGGAGCCAUAAUGGCCAUAUUGGCAUACGUUUGCGCUCAAUAUCCUGACACACAGUUAAGCAUAUUGUUUCUGCCUAUGUUCACCUUCUCUGCUGGGACGGCAAUAAAAGUCAUAAUGGGAAUUGAUUUUGCUGGUUGCAUAAUGGGAUGGAAAUUUUUUGAUCAUGCUGCUCAUUUGGGUGGAGCAAUUUUUGGACUAUUUUGGACAUAUUAUGGUGCUGAACUCUGGCAAAAACGUAUUCCACUGUUAACGAUGUAUCAUGAUUGGAGGAAGACUAAAUAGAAAAUUUUAAUUAUAAAAAUAAUUGGCCGAAAACACGACAUACAUAAAUAGUACAUUAACUACAUAUGUAAAUAAAUAUAACUCUAUAAUUUUUAUAGUUCAACAAA